Pocillopora verrucosa is the source of this 4800-nucleotide messenger RNA. The record is from RefSeq and is a predicted model, not a curated record. NCBI's taxonomy places the organism in Eukaryota, Metazoa, Cnidaria, Anthozoa, Scleractinia, Pocilloporidae.
AUGGCCUUACAACCAUUUACGAAUGAACAACUGAAUUAUUUCAAGUUUGCUUUCCUCGUGUUAAAUGAAUUUCCCAAAGCAUUACGGCAAACCUUUAAACAGAUGUGGAACAACACCUUUGCGUCACUUCCUGGUUUUCAACCCUGGGAUGACUCUAAUGCUGUACGUAACUUGUUCUUAAGUACUGAAGGUGGAGCAUCCAAAGUCCCCACACAUCUUUCCUAUGAUGAAUGGGAUUGCACAGUCUUGUUCCAGGCCACCAUCUACGCGCACUCCUUUGCUUUGCCAGAUAGCAAAGGCCAUGACAGGAUACUCCAUGAUUUGUAUUUGAGGUCCUGUAAAUUACCACGUGGUACUUUCCAUUCCUCUGUGGUUAGCUCGACUGGAGAUGACGCAGAAACCUUUGCACUGGCGGUCGAUCAGCUUCGUUUGUUGAGAAAUUCGCUCUUUCAUUUAAAUAAAUCCGAAUUGGACAAAAUAAAAUACGAUCGAUACGUUCAACUCGCUAAAGAUUCGAUUAAAGCCCUUGGAGUUAAUACUGACCCUAUUGAUGCUGUUGGAGGUUUGACUGAGUCUGACUUUCCCACCGAGAAAGUUCGCAAGUUAGAAGAUGACGUCAAAAAAGAACUUCAAAAAAAAAACGAAUUCCUCGAAGAAGAAGUUAUUGAUGACUUACAGCUCUUACAGAAAUCUCAAAAGGAAGGUACUGAAGAGCUAAAGAACGCAAUCGAAUCUGCAAAUGCCACUACCCAAGGCACGAUUGAAACUAAGUUUGCCGAGUUCCAAACUGAAAGCAGACUUGUCAGAGAAGGUGUUAAAGAUGAGCUUCAUCUUCUACAGGAAUCACACAAAGACGAUACCGAGAGCCUGAAAGAGGCAAUCGCUGCUAGUGAAGAAAGGAUGGUUAAGAAGAUUAACGAGUUUAGCCAAGAGAUGAAAGACCUUCUGAGGGAGCCCCAAAGUCUAGGAUUUAAACUACGUUUUUCACGAUUGAAUCUUCCUGCUCACUUUACUGGCCGUGAAAAAGAAUGUGAAGAGAUUAUUGGCCACUUGACCUCUGAUUCGACGCAAAUCGUAUCAGUUUGGGGGUCACCAGGGUUUGGAAAGACGUCUACUGCAAUCGCUAUUGGUCACCAGCUUCAAAAGGUCGGUCUACCUGUCUGUUCUAUCUCACUACGUGGGCUUAAUUCAAAAGGUGAUUUAACGUCAAAGUUACUCAGCCACUUUCGAACUGCUGAAUCGAAAAAUCAGAGUUUGACAGCUGCCGAUGAAAUUGGUUUCAUCUUUGAAAGACUAUCGGAUCCAUGUUUGUUGAUUCUUGAUAAUGCAGAUGACUUGUUUGAAUGUGGCGAGCCAGAUGUGAAAGAGAAGACUGUUAAUUUAAUAAAAGACCUUCUCAAUCGCAGUGAAAAGGUCAAAUUUCUAUUAACCACACGGGAGCCAAUGGCCUAUUUGGAUAUGUCUCUACAGGGACACAAGUCCACCAGAAUAGGAGAACUCGACAAGUUGUCCUCAAGUGCUUUAGUGAAAAAGUUACUUCCACAUGCGAGCUCCUCUGACGCAAUAAAAAUCGUGCAGAUGUGCGGGCAGGUUCCCCUAGCCAUAUGGUUGCUAUGUAAGUUGCUCUCUGACGAUUCUGCUCAAUGUAGUGCAGCGCUUGAUGAAUUAAUGCUGUCUAAAAGUAGCCUACUUGAGUCGCUGGACAACCCAGAAUAUACCAGUGAUGCAAGGCUUAAAACCCUGUUUGAAUCGUCUUUCCUGAGACUGUCUUCGCAGGACCAAGAAGCACUAGUGUCUUUGAGUGUUCUUCCAGAAACAUUUGACCUUGAGAUUGCUACAGCCGUUUUAGGACUAGAGAGAUCCACCGAAACUAAGGAAGUUUUGAGAAGACUGCAAGGGAGGGCUCUCAUAUAUAGAUGUUCAAAUUCGGACAAAUUUUCCAUUCACAAACUCUUACAAUCCUUUGCGAAAGACAAGGGUGAACGUGAGAUGGGAGAAACAAUUUUGAUUGCGAACACUCGCUUUUUAUUAUUCUACAUUGACUUGGCUGAGAAACUCAAUGAGAUGUUCCUCACAGGACACUCCAUGAAAGCAUUGAUCGAGUUCUUCGACAAUGAAAAAAGCAUCGUAAAAAGUUUUAUGGAUGGUUGUUCAAACUACAGGGCAGCGGACAGAGUUUUUCAAGUUUUGGCUAAAGCAGAGUUUUUUCUUGAUACUGCUUAUAGCAACGACGAACCUAAUUUUGACAAGAUUUAUCAAACAGAAAUAGAGGCAGCUAGUCAGCUUGGACGAAGUGUUCUCCACAGACAACUAAUCCAAUCCAAAGCGUUCGGCUACAUGACUUGGGGAGAAGGUGGGCAAACAAUGCUGUUGCUUUCGGAGGCCAAUAGACUUCAAAGUUUAACCACUACCACUUGUCCCGAAGAGAGAGGUAAACACUUGUGCUACUCUGGCAUCUAUCAGCUUGUGGUAGGAAAGACGCAAGAUGGAGUUGGAAGUUUAAAAGAAGCUAUCUUCCUUCUAAUUAAAACUGCUGAGCACAAAGUUCUGAGACUUAUGAUUCUUCAAAUCCUUGCUAUUUUCUAUCGAUGUACAAAAGGCGGUAACGAGAUGUCAGCCAUGUUCUAUGACAGAGCAGUGCAAGAAUGUAGAGAUGCGGAAGACAUGAAUUUGUUGCAUGCUCUUACCAUCAUCUUAGAACUCUUCGGUGAAGAACAUGUGAGGACUGCCGAUGUAUACUCGAAAUUAGGGUUUACAAAAUACGAACUAGGAGAUUAUAACUCAGCCGCUGAGUCGCACAAGGAAGCACUUAAGAUCAGACAAAAGGAAUUGGGUGAAGAUCAUGGGAAGACCGCUGACAGCUACCGUGACCUGGGGGUUACCCAAUAUAUGCUUAGAGAUUACAUCUCAGCCGCUGAGUCACACAAUCGAGCCCUAAACAUCAGAAAAAAGACCGCUGAAAGCUACCAUCACCUAGGGGUUGCUCAAAUUGAACUUGGAGAUUACACCUUAGCCACUGAGUCACUCAAGCGAGCACUAAACAUCAAAGAAAAGGUAUUGGGCGAAGAUCGUGAGGAAACCGCUGACAGGUACUUUAUUUUAGGGAUUACCCAAUAUAUGCUUAGUGAUUACACCUCAGCCGCUGAGUCGCACAAGCAAGCACUAAACAUCAGACAAAAGGUAUUGGGCGAAUAUCACGAGAAGACCGCUGACAGCUACCAUCACCUGGGGUUUACUCAAAUUGAACUUGGAGAUUACACCUCAGCCACUGAGUCACUCAAGCGAACACUAAACAUCAAACAAAAGGUAUUAGGCGAAGAUCAUGAGGAAACCGCUGGCAGCUACCAUGACCUGGGGCUUAUUCAAGUUGAACUUGGAGAUUACACCUCAGCCGCUGAGUCGCACAAGCAAGCACUAAACAUCAGAAAAAAGGUAUUGGGUGAAGAUCAUGAGGAGACCGCUGACAGCUACAAUCACUUUGGGUUUACUCAAAUUGAACUUGGAGAUUACACCUCAGCCGCUGAGUCGCACAAGCGAGCACUAAACAUCAGAAAAAAGGUAUUGGGUGAAGAUCAUGAGAAGACCGCUGACAGCUACAAUCACUUUGGGUUUACUCACAUUAAACUUGGAGAUUACACCUCAGCCGCUGAGUCGUACAAGCAAGCACUUAAGAUCAGACAAAAGGUAUUGGGUGAAGAUCAUGGGAAGACCGCUGACAGCUGCCUUUUUUUAGGGGUUAUCCAAAAUAAGAUAGGAGAUUACACCUCAGCCGCUGAGUCACUCAAACGAGCAUUAAACAUCAGACAAAAGGUAUUGGGCGAAUAUCAUGAGAAGACCGCUGACAGCUACCAUCACCUGGGGGUUACUCAAAUUGAACUUGGAGAUUACACCUCAGCCACUGAGUCACUCAAGCGAGCACUAAACAUCAAAGAAAAGGUGUUGGGCGAAGAUCAUGAGGAAACCGCUGACAGGUACCUUAUCUUAGGGGUUACCCAAUAUAUGCUUAGAGAUUACACCUCAGCCGCUGAGUCGCACAAGCAAGCACUAAACAUCAGACAAAAGACCGCUGACAGCUACCAUCACCUGGGGUUUACUCAAAUUGAACUUGGAGAUUGCACCUCAGCCACUGAGUCGCACAAGCAAGCACUUAAGAUCAGACAAAAGGUAUUGGGUGAAGAUCAUGGGAAGACCGCCGAGAGCUACCGUGACUUGGGGGUUACCCAAUAUAUGCUUAGAGAUUACACCUCAGCCGCUGAGUCGCACAAGCAAGCACUUAAGAUCAGACAAAAGGUAUUGGGUGAAGAUCAUGGGAAGACCGCCGAGAGCUACCGUGACUUGGGGGUUACCCAAUAUAUGCUUAGAGAUUACACCUCAGCCGCUGAGUCGCACAAGCAAGCACUUAACAUCAGUCAAAAGGUACUGGGCGAAGAUCAUGAGAAGACCGCUGACAGCUACCAUCACCUGGGGGUUACUCAAAUUGAACUUGGAGAUUACACCUCAGCCACUGAGUCACUCAAGCGAGCGCUAAACAUCAAACAAAAGAUAUUGGGCGAAUAUCAUGAGGAAACCGCUGACAUGUACCUUAUUUUAGGGGUUACCCAAUAUAAGCAUAGAGAUUACACCUCAGCCGCUGAGUCGCACAAGCAAGCACUAAACAUCAGACAAAAGGUAUUGGGCGAAGAGCAUGAGAAGACCGCUGACAUCUUCUUUAACCUAGGGGCUACCCAAAUUGAACUUGGAGAUCACACCUCAGCCACUGAGUCACUCAAGCGGGCACUAAACAUCAAACAAAAGUACUAA